AGCGUGACACGGGUGAUUAGCAAUGCAAAGCUCCGGUGCUGCGCCAUAAUCUGCACUGGGGAAACAUCAACCCUUUCCUGUGCGACUUCUCUUUCUCCACAUCUUCUCUUCUCCUCAGGGAUCUCACCAACCGCAGAUCUGGAACCAAAAAUGAACUGGGCGUCAUUUUAUGCCGUGAUCAGCGGCGUGAACCGACAUUCCACCGGCAUUGGGCGGAUUUGGCUGUCUGUCCUCUUCAUUUUCCGGAUCCUGGUUCUGGUGGUGGCGGCGGAGAGCGUGUGGGGCGACGAGAAAGCGCAUUUCACCUGCAACACCCAACAGCCGGGAUGCAACAGCGUGUGCUACGACCACUUCUUCCCGAUCUCUCACAUCCGACUGUGGGCCCUGCAGCUCAUCAUGGUCUCCACCCCCGCCCUGCUGGUCGCCAUGCACAUUGCACACCGUCGGCACAUCGACAAAAAGUUGUAUCGCCAGGCUGGCCGCACAAGCCCGAAAGACUUGGAGGCGAUAAAAAAUCAAAAGAUGAAGAUUACCGGCGCCCUCUGGUGGACAUAUAUGAUCAGCCUGCUGUUCCGUGUGUUGUUCGAGUCCGCUUUUAUGUAUCUGUUCUACAUGAUUUACCCGGGCUAUAAGAUGUUCCGGCUGGUGAAGUGUGACUCGUACCCUUGCCCAAACAUUGUCGACUGUUUCGUGUCCAGGCCGACAGAGAAAACAGUCUUUACCAUAUUUAUGCUGGCGGUGUCCGGCGUCUGCAUCCUGCUCAACAUCGCCGAAAUCGUCUUUCUUGUGGCGAGAGCAACAAGUCGACAUCUUAACAACUCAAAAGAUACUGCUGUGGGAGCCUGGAUCUCCCAAAAACUCUGCUCCUUUUAGAAGUGCUCGGCCUCAAGCCUUAAAUAUGUCACUCAAACACUUAUAUUUAAUGAGGGUUAACAAUAAUCCGUGUUGGGUAAGGUUCCUAAUAUAUUACAAUCUUAAACGCCAUCCUAAUUUAAAAAUAAAAAUCAACAACCCACACAAAAUAGGCUGCUUUCUUAUCUACUUCUUUAAAAAAAACUAAGUAACACAUUUAGUUACUUUUUUAAAGUGACUUAAGAUUGUAAUACUUUUAAAAGUAACUUUACCCAACACUAAUAAUAACACGUCA
Messenger RNA from Danio aesculapii, 1147 nucleotides. It is a transcript of the gene gjb1a, whose product is annotated as gap junction protein beta 1a. Gene Ontology annotation, cellular component: connexin complex. Bases 151 to 873 code for a protein of 240 amino acids. The record is from RefSeq and is a predicted model, not a curated record. Gene Ontology annotation, biological process: cell communication. Lineage: Eukaryota; Metazoa; Chordata; Actinopteri; Cypriniformes; Danionidae. The transcript has 2 exons.